CCCAUGUAAAAUUCAUUAUCAAUAAAGAUCAGCAUCAUGAAUUGGUAUUUAAAAGCUCUCACUUUUACUAUUCUCAUGGCAAGUCUCUUCCAAAACGGUGCUAUGGUGCUAAUUAAAUCUCAUCUGGCAAUAAUUGGAGCACUAAGCUUCUUAAGGAUAACCAAUGGGGCCUCCUGGACUUAUGACAUAGAAUCGAUAAAGAUUGAUAACAAAACACCAGAUGUCAUAUUCGUUUCCAUAGAGAAGAAAAUGAUAUCACGCGGCAAUUAUACAACUUGUGGCAAAAUCGAAUUGAAAGAGGAUCUAACUGACGAACUUCUGUUCGAAGCACGCCUUUACUACAGUCCAAAUGGUCUUCGUGGCUCAUAUAUCAACACACCAUUUCAGGCACCAAAAACUCCGCUUUCGGUUGUAUUGCAAAGAGUUUAUAUUCCCACCGCAAUGGAAACCAUGCUCGAAUGCGGCCAGAAUUUUCCAUAUCUUGAGAAAAUAGAGCUCCCCUUUGCGAAGCGUAUAAUGACUUGGGACGAUUGUUUCAUAUCGAGCGAAAAUUUGAUGUCUCACAUGAAAUCUGGCUUUUAUCGCGCAAUUAUAAAACUUUCAAAUCAGGCCGAUAUUACCGUCCAAUAUGAAUUAGUGGUUCAACAAACAUAAAGGUCAAUCAAAUUGAAAUAUGUAAUAUGAAAAAAUAUCACCCUAAAGAUUAAACACAAAACCAUAAUAAUUUUACAAUUUUUGUUUGUUUCUCUUUCGAGACGAGCUCAAUGAUCGGAGAUGCAAAUGGUAUGUUGUAGUUGAAUCGCAAUUAAUUCGAUUCAAAUACA
Molecule: messenger RNA, 824 nt
Organism: Stomoxys calcitrans (stable fly)
Lineage: Eukaryota; Metazoa; Arthropoda; Insecta; Diptera; Muscidae
Exons: 2
Coding region: 37-654 (205 amino acids)
Source: RefSeq, a predicted model, not a curated record